CAAAAAAAUGUUCCGUCCAAAAAUGAACUUCGUGUGCAUUUUCUGAAACACACACCGAAACCAAAUUUUGACCGAAACCAAGAAGCCAACUCCAAAAACUUAACUUCUGAUUUGAUUAACGUUAUCCUAAAAUAAUAUGACUUCCAGACCCGAACCCCCAGUUGGGGGCUGUUUUGGCUUCGCCCGAGUCAGAAUAACCCUGCUGUCUAUUAACUUGGUUAUGAUUCUGCUGGCAAUUCCUGUAUUUCUGCUGUCACUAAUGGUUCUGUUGCGUCACGACGAUCAGGUCAAAGAGGGCUAUCUGAUUAAGAAAAACUAUGCGACGUAUGCGAGUGUGUUAUUGGCCAGUUGCUCCAUAGUCAUGAUCAUGGCUGGCAUCAUUGGACAGGCGUCUAUUUGGACAAACUUCACCAAAGGAACUGUUUUAUACAUGUGGGUGUCCUUGAGUUUCAUCGCCAUUCAACUUCUGGUGAUCGGGUGUAUCUUCGUCUGGAAAGACCACUUGUACCAGAUGAUCAAACUGGAUCUGGAUCAGAGUCUGGAGUUUUACAGAGACAUGCCGAUUGUGAGGGAUCAUUGGGAUCAUCUGCAAGAGAGUCUGCAUUGUUGUGGCGAUGAAGGACCUCAUACUUGGCAGAAAGUGUUCUUUGCCGACGAUGUCACGAAAGUCGAGAGCCAGAUCGGUGUUGCUCCAGCUUCAUGCGCGUCGUUAGCAGACAUGAAACCUAUAGUUGUUCACACCUGCCCUGGCAUAUACGACAAAGACUUCAAACCCAUAAACGAAUCUUCACCCGAGCGCAAAACUGACCUCUCAUCGGAUUUGACCCCGACCAACUGUGUCAACUUGACCCUUGACCUCGUUGUGUUCGAAAAGGGGUGCGUGGAAGCGGUCACCGAGUAUUUAGAGGGUCAUAUAAACUUAAUUGCCUACGUGGGAUUGGCUUAUCUUUUGUCUGAAAUGGUGGCUGCAUUUUUGGCAUUCAGAUUGCGCCACCUAGCGGAGAAAGUUGGAAUUAUUGACUAACUAUAAUUAAGAUGAAACUGACAAUGAACAUUAAAAUCAAUUGAUACUCCUUAAUCUAUGAAACUAUUGACGUGAUAUGUUUGUUG
Symsagittifera roscoffensis is the source of this 1110-nucleotide messenger RNA. Its product is annotated as leukocyte antigen CD37-like. Lineage: Eukaryota; Metazoa; Xenacoelomorpha; Acoela; Convolutidae. Gene Ontology annotation, cellular component: plasma membrane. The record is from RefSeq and is a predicted model, not a curated record. The transcript has 4 exons. Bases 137 to 1024 code for a protein of 295 amino acids.